AUGUGGCGUUACGCUGGUGUAUCAUAUAAUCGAUAUGCCAUAGAAAUGGCACAAAUCCUUUGCAAGUGUCUAAAAGAUCCAUUUAGAGACAUUGCACUAUCCCGUCAUUCAAUUAAUAUCAAAGAAAAUAUAUUUGGAAAGGGAGAUGGUCAUAAUAAAGUAUUAGAUAAUUUGGAUAUCGCAUUUGAGAAGAGCGUACAAUCCAACAAUUAG
This is a messenger RNA of Babesia microti strain RI, 213 nucleotides long. Its product is annotated as mitochondrial ATP synthase F1, epsilon subunit, putative. The coding region runs from base 1 to 213 and encodes 70 amino acids. NCBI's taxonomy places the organism in Eukaryota, Apicomplexa, Aconoidasida, Piroplasmida, Babesiidae. Gene Ontology annotation, biological process: proton motive force-driven ATP synthesis. The transcript is spliced from 3 exons. The record is from RefSeq and is a predicted model, not a curated record. Gene Ontology annotation, molecular function: proton-transporting ATP synthase activity, rotational mechanism.